Pistacia vera is the source of this 371-nucleotide messenger RNA. RefSeq names its product cytosolic sulfotransferase 3-like. The transcript is spliced from 2 exons. The record is from RefSeq and is a predicted model, not a curated record. Bases 90 to 371 code for a protein of 93 amino acids. Gene Ontology annotation, biological process: sulfation. Gene Ontology annotation, cellular component: cytoplasm. Gene Ontology annotation, molecular function: sulfotransferase activity. Lineage: Eukaryota; Viridiplantae; Streptophyta; Magnoliopsida; Sapindales; Anacardiaceae.
AGGAGAGAAGAGGGCGGCGGAGGUGGCUGGAAAAGUGGCCGCCGGCGAGCAAAACACCGGUGAUCGGAGAGUGGAGGAAGAUCAAGCAUAUGGGAGGGUACUGGAAUGAGAGUAUAAAGAGACCUGAGAAGAUUCUCUUCUUAAAGUAUGAAGAGAUGAAGAAAGACACAAGAGGACAGGUCAAGAAAUUAGCUUCAUUCCCUGGAAAGCCUUUUGUUAAUGAAGAAGAGGUAGAUAAGAUAUUAUGGAGGUGCAGCUUGGAAAGGCUGAAGAAUUUGGAAGUCAACAAAUCGGGGAUAGACCCUUGGGAUGGAUUAGCUUACAAGACAUAUUUCAGACUUGGCAAUGUUGGGGACUGGAAGAACGAAUAA